Molecule: messenger RNA, 1139 nt
Organism: Pongo pygmaeus (Bornean orangutan)
Lineage: Eukaryota; Metazoa; Chordata; Mammalia; Primates; Hominidae
Product: ribosomal biogenesis factor
Exons: 4
Coding region: 245-547 (100 amino acids)
Biological process (GO): ribosome biogenesis
Cellular component (GO): nucleolus
Source: RefSeq, a predicted model, not a curated record
GUUGGAUUGGGCUGGUCUCAUACCGCUGUGGCCUGUAGGCACGGUUCCAUCGCGCUCUACCUCGGGCAGCCCUACUGGGUAGCAGGCCGGAAACCCCGGUGCUUGUUGGCCUUUCAUCUCCUGACGCGGUCCCAGUUUCGGACUGUGUCUUUCAUGAUCAGUUUCUACGUGGUUUUCAGAGAAUUUCCUUCCACUCGCACACCGCCACUGGUGUAUUACUUUCUCCAGGAACCUUGCUCAGACAAUGGCCAAGAACAAAUUAAGAGGGCCGAAGUCCAGGAAUGUAUUUCACAUAGCCAGCCAAAAAAACUUUAAGGCUAAAAACAAAGCAAAACCAGUUACCACUAAUCUUAAGAAGAUAAACAUUAUGAAUGAGGAAAAAGUUAACAGAGUAAAUAAAGCUUUUGUAAAUGUACAAAAGGAACUUGCACAUUUCUCAAAAAGCACUUCACUUGAACCUCUGCAGAAAGAACUGAUUCCUCAGCAGCGUCAUGAAAGCAAACCUGUUAAUGUUGACGAAGCUACAAGAUUAAUGGCUCUGUUGUAAUAUAGUGGUGAUGCAUCUAAUUCUUCACAAAGACCAAUAAAUUAAAUGUUUUAUACAAUUUUAUUUUUAAAAAUCUUGUUAAUGUACAGGCAUUGGCACAUUUUGAAAACAAACUACAUAAACAUGUCUUUCCUAUAACCUAGGAAAGUGGAAUGUCAGAAGUCAACAAAAUGUGAUAAAGUGCUAAAACAGAAGGCACUUCACAAAAUCUGUUCACUGAAACAGUUAUAUAUCCUCGUUUACAUCCUUCACUUUACAAGUGGCAGUGAAUGUCUGUUUGGAUAGAAGGACAUACAGAAAUACAGGCAGUUUAGUGGCAGUAAAAAUAUAAGACAAACAAGUAAUGAGUCCUUGGCCAACUUGUUUUUGAUGACUUGUAGUGUCCUUUAACUUUCCUCUUGUAAGAAGAAAAAACAGAAGGAUUCACAAUUAGAAGUUGAAAUCCAGAAUCUAGUUACUUUUGGGAGUGGGGAGGUUUGUGGAUAUUAAAUCAUUUAUCCCCUAAAGCAAUCAGAGCCCUUUGUUUUUAUGGUUGAAGUUUUGUGAAGUAAAGAAAGUAUUAAGGAAGAACACUUCAGAAUCAGUGAACUAA